Molecule: messenger RNA, 1097 nt
Organism: Gigantopelta aegis
Lineage: Eukaryota; Metazoa; Mollusca; Gastropoda; Neomphalida; Peltospiridae
Product: 39S ribosomal protein L21, mitochondrial-like
Exons: 7
Coding region: 24-716 (230 amino acids)
Cellular component (GO): ribosome; mitochondrial large ribosomal subunit
Molecular function (GO): structural constituent of ribosome
Source: RefSeq, a predicted model, not a curated record
CGAUAACUCUGUCCUAAUUAAAGAUGGCUGUCACAUUUACCUUUGGGAGAUUUUGUUCUCACGUUUUAAAGAUUUCCAGCAGCAGAGCCACAUUAUCGGGUUUGCAUCGGUGCACAAGACAUGCACAUUUUUCAACACUGAAGACUGAAGGUGUUGUUCCAGUGAUGAAACUGCUUUCUUCAACUCCAGGUCAUAAUCUUUCAUCUACAGAGAAGCUACCUACAUGCAUAAAUUGCUUUCAUCCUGUUCGAAAUGCAUCUUCACUUCCUUCUCAAAGACCAUCUCACAGUGAAGAAGACUGGAGUGUCUUAACAAACCCUUCCCAGUCUACAGCCUUAACAGAAAAGGUGAAUAGUGCAUUGCAGAGUGAAGAUGUUGGGCGAUUGUUUGCUGUUGUCCACAUAGCGGGGAAACAAAGAAAGAUUACAACAGAAGACAUGAUAUUAAUUCAACAUUACUUCCCGCCAAAUAUUGGGGAUAGAAUUCGACUGGAAAAGGUAUUAAUGGUAGGAAGCAAGGACUUCUCACUUGUUGGUCAGCCAUUGUUGAGUCGAGACGUUGUUCGAGUAGAAGCCACAGUGGUUGAAAAAACCCUUUCUUAUUAUAAAACUAAAUUUAAUUACGUAAGACGGAAAGGAUUCAGAAGAUUUAAUUUGAUACGGUCGAAAUACACCAUGUUGGUUAUCAACAGUAUUGAAAUGAAUUCCUUGCCAUAAAAAUGACAGUAAUGAUGGAGAUCGUGGAGAGAAAAAACUGUGGACUUUAUAUUCAUAACCAUGCCAUGUAGAAUCUAAUGCUAAAAUGAUGAUGUGAUAUUUAACUCGACCUAACAUUUUACAUCUCUUGUUAUCAAGUACUGAGGUGUUCCUCCAGAUUUAUCACCUAGAUGUUCAAGGAGCAGGUUAUCAAAGACACCUUGUCAGACAUUAUAUGUAAUACGAAUGGGUCAGUGAUUUGGACAGUGAACAUCGGUAGAUCAAAUGGAAUAUAAAAUGACGUGUUGUUCAGCAAAUCGGAGCCUACCAUGAGCUAUGCUAAUAGUGUUCAAGUGUUCAUUUUACUAAUGGCAAUAUACACAAUAAAUGUGUGUUUUGUUA